UCAGGGGAGCUCCCUCCAAUCACGUUGCUGACGAGAAAGAGAAGACAUGCUGUAGAGUGGGAGAACACUGAACAAGAACUCCCUGUUGCCGUGGCAAAGAAACCCCGUGUUACCAAGGCAACCAAGAGGAAUCCUCCGGCAGCGGGGGAUGGAGUCAGGGGUCUGGAGGGGGUGUGGCAGGAGAUGGAGAGGGAGAGGAAAGCUCUGAUCUGCAACCACAACGAGGGUGUGGUGAAGUGUCUGACGUCAGUGGAGAAGACUGUGAGUGGUGUGUGGGGCCGCAGUGAGCAGGGUCUACUGUCUCUGGGACAGACUCUCAGUCUCAUGGCCACUGGCAUCUCCACCACUGAGAGAAGGAUGGAGGAUCUGCGAGGUCUGAUGGCCCGAUUCCAGACCAGUCUCUCUGACAUGGAACAGAGACAGAGCCAGGGGAGGGGCGUGGCUCAGCAGGGUCUCAAGAGAGAUAUCCAGCUCAUUCAGCAGAGAUCCGUCAGGAAAGCUAACGAAACACAGGUAACAAAGGUCAGGCAAGCACUACAGGCUAUGCUGAUGAAACUAUGACAUCACCAUUACAUCAUCAUUAAUAUUAACCACUAAACUGAGAAGGACCUAUGCUUUGUAAUCGCAUUAUACUACUGUUCAUCAUGAUCAUAGAAAUCAUCAAGGAGUGACUAAUGAAUAUGUUUUUAGUUCCUAUGGUGAUAAGCUCCGC
This is a messenger RNA of Geodia barretti, 712 nucleotides long. The record is from the annotation of a GenBank genome assembly. Lineage: Eukaryota; Metazoa; Porifera; Demospongiae; Tetractinellida; Geodiidae.